UCGCCCGCCACCUCCUGUUCUGGCUGCUGGCACCCUCCGGCUCUCGCUCGUCCAUCUCAACCAGCUCUUCCCCAACUGUAUCUGCCGGCCCGAUCACCUGUCGACAUGAAGUGGUUCCCGGCAUUCUCCUUCCGGAGAUCCUGGCAGGCACGGGUGGUGCUGGUGCUCUUGCUUUUGGUGGGGACGGCGACCUUUCUGAUGCACGACUGGGACGGCCAGCAGUUGCUCCUCUUCCGCACCCCGCUGCCCGAACAAAAGGAGAUGGGACAGAGGGCUCUGUCGGUGCUCGUCGACAACAGCGACCAGCAAGAGCUUUCAAUCCCGUGGAAAUACACCGAUGCUUCCAAACCAAGGAGAGAUUUCAUCAAAAAGAUGGCCCAGUUUGCCUGGAAGGGCUACUACGAUCUCGCCCGCGGCGCUGACGAGCUCAGGCCGGUGAGCGGAGAGCCCUACAACUGGUAUCUCAACCACUCGCUGCUGUCGACGCCCGUCGACUCGCUGGAUACCCUGCUGCUGAUGGGCCUCAAGGAGGAGUACCUUCAAGCCAAGCAGUUGGUGCUGGAGACUUUUGAUCCGUUCAUCGACGAGGAAGUCAGCCUCUUUGAGACCAACAUCCGCAUCGUCGGCGGCCUGUUGAGCGCCUAUGACCUCGAGGGCGAUGUGGCUUUCCUCAGUAUGGCAAAGAAGGUGGCCGAUUCACUGCUCCCAGCCUUCGAGACACCCACGGGCAUCCCGGUCAACUGGGUCAAUCCCAAAACCGGCAAGAUUCGCAGCAAAGAUGACUGGGUCUUUCUUUCCCAGGCUGGAACGCUCUCGCUCGAGUUCCAGUACCUUUCUGAUAUCACGGGCGACCGGAAAUACGCCGAUCGGGCGUUGUUUGCCAUGGAGCAAGUGUAUGCUGCCAAGCGGCCGUAUGCUGAUCUGCACUCGAUGGUGGUUGGCACGACCAAACUUGAGUACAAGAGUGAUACCUAUGGAAUCGGCGCCAGUCUGGACUCUUUCUACGAAUACCUUUUGAAGUUCUGGGUGUCGACCGGCGACAAGUCGUACCGGCAAAGAUACGAUCGAUGGGUCUUGGAGCUCAAGCGGGUGAUCAUGAAGGUGUCUUCGAAUCAAAAGUAUGUCUACUUUCCCUCCGCCAAUCUCAUCAGCGGCCGGUGGACACACGAGAGCUCCUUCCAUCAUCUGUCAUGCUUUAUCGGCGGCCUCUUGUCGCUGGGGGCCGUUACCCAGCACGAUGCAAGUACCAAGGACGAUUUCAACGUUGGCCGACGAGCUACCAACACGUGCUUCCAAGCCUAUGCAUCGACGGCGACGGGCCUCGGGGCCGAAAUAGUUUAUGGAGAGAAUCUGUAUAUUGAAGACCCGUCCUACUAUCAGCGACCCGAAACGGUCGAGUCGAUCUUUUACAUGUGGCGGUUUACCCACGAUCCAAUCUACCGCGAGUGGGGAUGGAAUAUCACUCAGAGCAUCGAGAAGCACCUCAAGGUCGAGAACGGAUACGCGGGGCUUCAGCACGUGCAGCAUCCGGGCGGCUACAACGACAUGCAGCAAUCGUUCUUCCUGGCCGAGACGCUCAAGUAUCUGUUUUUGCUGUUCUCGGACGACAGCGUGCUGCCGCUGAGCCACUACGUGUUCAACACCGAGGCGCACCCGCUCUCGGUUCGAGGACAAGGCCGUCGGCGCAACCCCCAGCGGUUCGUCCCGCUGCCGAGCGACCAGGAUUUUCCAGGCUGGGAGCGGGGACGCAAAGUGGGCGAGCUAUGGCCACCACCUCCGCCGCCGCCGCCGCCAUCACAAAUCCCCACCCCGCAGAGCAACGCAACGCUGGGCGAGGAUUGAGCCGAGCCGUGCGCAGGGUGCAGUGGGGGGAAUGCACACCAAGCACCGCUGAGAACGAGUGCGGCGAGUUAGAGCGAGACCAAGAGUCCACAGGAUGCCCUGAGCAACCUUGCGCAGAGGACAGAAUGCCCUCAUUGAAAACGAGACUGCUGAUACAGCGUACCCAUUUUGAAACGGGACACCCUGUUUUGAGUCAGGACUGUCGUUGAUUCCCGGGCCUGAAUAUACUCCUACCGUGACCAAACGGCGUGCUCAUGGUGCCUGGAGGCCAGAGGAUCGAAUGCA
Molecule: messenger RNA, 2127 nt
Organism: Polychytrium aggregatum
Lineage: Eukaryota; Fungi; Chytridiomycota; Chytridiomycetes; Polychytriales
Product: glycoside hydrolase
Exons: 8
Coding region: 106-1842 (578 amino acids)
Biological process (GO): carbohydrate metabolic process; N-glycan processing
Cellular component (GO): Golgi membrane; endoplasmic reticulum
Molecular function (GO): calcium ion binding; mannosyl-oligosaccharide 1,2-alpha-mannosidase activity
Source: RefSeq, a predicted model, not a curated record